Messenger RNA from Drosophila ficusphila, 848 nucleotides. It is a transcript of the gene icln, whose product is annotated as methylosome subunit pICln. The transcript has 2 exons. Gene Ontology annotation, cellular component: methylosome; cytosol; spliceosomal complex. Bases 75 to 722 code for a protein of 215 amino acids. Gene Ontology annotation, biological process: mRNA cis splicing, via spliceosome; chloride transport; spliceosomal snRNP assembly. The record is from RefSeq and is a predicted model, not a curated record. Lineage: Eukaryota; Metazoa; Arthropoda; Insecta; Diptera; Drosophilidae.
UUUUUCAACACUAUCUACAUACUUUUUGGCAAAACCUAUUGUUUGAUCGCGCUUUUAUCAGUUAGUGUAUAAAAAUGGUGCUUAUUAUGCCCGUUUCCCCGCCAGAAAAUGGUCUGUUGUACACAGCCAACAAUAUAAAGCUUAAACUGGGCGACAAAGUAGUGGGGGAAGGCACAAUUUAUAUCGCCCAAAAUACGCUUUCCUGGCAGCCGAGCGACCUGGCAGAGGGUAUUUCCAUUGAGUGGAAGCAGGUGAGCCUGCACGGGAUCUCCUCGAACCCGAGAAAGUGCAUCUACUUUAUGUUGGACCACAAGGUGGAGUGGAGCGGGGUUUAUGGAGAUCCUCCUCAGCCGGCGGUCAACGGGCAGAACAGAGGUGGUCCAGAUGCGGAGGUGGAUGAGGGCAACGGAAGCGAUGAGCACGAGGAGGACGACAACUUUGAGGAUGCCGUCGACGAGCAGUUCGAGGAGGUCACAGAGUGCUGGCUGCUGCCAGACGACAUUCACACCGUAGACACCAUGUACAGUGCCAUGACCACUUGUCAGGCAUUGCAUCCGGACUCGGCAGACAGCGACUCGGACGACAGCGAUCCCAUGCAGGAUGCAGGCGGCCUAGACGACGACGCCAUGGAGGAGGAGGACGCUUUGACGCUGGGACGCAAUGGCGUUCAAAAUCUCAGCCUGGACGACGAUGACGAGCGAUUUGAAGACGCCGACGAGUAAAGCAUCACCUAUAUAACUAUAUCCCUUUUUUACCAGAAUAAGUGUAUGAAUUGUAAAGACAUAUUUGUAUUUGAUUAGAUUUUGGAGUACUGAAUAAAAAUACGCUGCAAGCGCGUCUAAGAACUA